UAUUAUCCCUAAAUAUUAUCCCUAUAUAUUAUCCUAUGUCAUUAAAGAAUUUUUAUUCAAAUUACUGAUUAUUAGUUAUUGUUUAUGAAGCAUUAAAAUGCAGAGAAAAAGAAUUAUAAAUUUUUCAGAAUAAUCAACAAUUCGUAUUGCUUUUACAAUUAAAAUUAUUAAACUAUUAAUAAUUAUUUUCAAUAUUCAUUUUGUUAAACAACAAUUUGUUUUACGGUUAUUAUCUUAUAUAAAAUAAACAGAAAAUUACAUAAAAUAUAUUUAUGGUUUAUGUUAAAAAAAAUUUAUUAAGGCUAAUACGCAAUAGAUCAAAAAAUUAUCUUUAAAUUAAUUAAUAAAUUAUUUUUUAUUAUAUAUUAAAUAUAAUAUAAUUUUACAAAUUAUAGCAUUAGAAAUAUAAUAAUAUUAGAAAAAAAAUAACAAUUAUAUUUAAAAUUAAAUAGAAUUUAAAAACUGUAUUUAUAUAACAUAUAAAUAUUACUAAUGGUGAAUUUAAGUAGUUCCAAUUAUAACAAUCAGUUGUUACAUAAAUAAAGAAAAAAAAACUUUUGUUUCUUUAAUGUAAAGACAAUAAUAAUAUUAUUAUUCUUAUUAAAAUAUUAAUAAUUAAUAUUAAUAUUAUUAUAUAUAUUAAUAAUUAAUAUUAUUAUUAUAUUAAAAUAAAAUGUUACGUUCAACAUCAAAUAAUGUUUUAAAACAGAGACAAAAUUUAAUACGAUGUUUGAAUAUGCAAAAAUCUACAAAAGGAAAAAAUAAUAAGUCAACAAUAAAACUAAAUGUUUCAGGACUCAGUGAAAAAUGUUGUAAAGUUCCAAGUACACCUGUAGGACCUAAUGCUGCUAAAAAUACAGAAUAUAAAAAUCCAGAAUAUUUUUGUUAUCAUACAGAAACUUUUGGAGAAGCAGAAGUAGAAUUAGCAAAAUAUAGAUUACCAGCUCCUUCUAAUAAAGUACCUUUUCAUAAAUAGUUUUUUACUUGUAUUCUAUUAAUAAAUAAUCAUGUAGUAAAUAAGAAAAAAUAAUUAAUAAAUAAUAUUUAAAUAGAAAAAUUAUAAAAUUUCAAGUUUUUAAUGAAACAUGAAAAUAUAAAUUAAUAAAUAUACAAAUAUUUUAUUUGAAAAUUAUAAUAUGUGAUACAAAUAAUAUUAUAAUAAUAUAAAAUAAAAUAUUAAACACAUUAAAUUUUAUUUUAAUUAUAACUUAACCAAUUAUGUACUUUUAUAAAUGAACAAUAAAGUUUAUUAUAUUAAAUAAAAA
This is a messenger RNA of Apis cerana (Asiatic honeybee), 1265 nucleotides long. RefSeq names its product NADH:ubiquinone oxidoreductase subunit V3 (gene NdufV3). The record is from RefSeq and is a predicted model, not a curated record. Gene Ontology annotation, cellular component: mitochondrion; respiratory chain complex I. NCBI's taxonomy places the organism in Eukaryota, Metazoa, Arthropoda, Insecta, Hymenoptera, Apidae.